GUGGAAGCUCCCUUCAGGCUUCGACCUCAGCUAGCAUCGUGUGCGCCACACGCUAUCGCUAAGAUGCCACAACGUCCAAAAUAGGAAGCAUCCGUGCAUAGCGUAGUAACUGCACAUGUAUCAUCGACACCAUCGUAAUGAUUUAUCAUACCUACUCUCGCGUACUGGUACUCACCGGACGUGCCGCCGUCUCUAAGCCCCAGAGACAUCGAGUAAUCCAAUGGCGCUGCAUGUUUCUUUUGAUACAAAAUUGCCUAUUGACGGAUUUCAACGAUGUAGCGAUUCUCCCUUCAUAACGGAGAUUGAGUCGGUUUCCCCGAUGCGGAAUUCAAUAUUGCUGGGGGUAGCUGGGGGUAGCUGGUGAUCAGCUUAUAUCUGAUAGAUGAGACGGCUUGGAAAGGCGUCGGCAUAUCCUCGAGGAACAUUGGAAGUUAAGAGUAGGGGGAACCCCUAAAAGUCCUCAAAUAUCCUCAAGGAGGCCCCGUCAAAGCUCUCCAGUCCUUCAUUAAUAGACACCACAUGUUGGGACUUCGUAAAUUACCGCAAAGUCUGCGGAACCGCAGGUCUGUUUCCUCGUCACACUCGUCACAGAUUUCUGCGGAAGAGCCAAAGACAGAUACAAACAUGCCUUCGGCCUUGAAUGGUAACCAUACCCCUACGGAGUCGAUAAAGCAAACCAUCACCUCAUCUAGUGAGGUUGAUGUGAGCGGCUCUACUACCGUCCGUACUACUAGUCACUCCGAAUCGAGAUCAUCGAAUCGCAUUCAAGUUACACGCACCAUCGAAACGACUAGGCGAGUGAGGUCAAGGUUAGUACGCGAACUGGACGACGUGGACGAUGCCUACCUCAAGCAGAUCGACCUCCAGGUCUACCUGGGGUACAUUGCAGAUGAACGCAUCAUCCACAUGCCCAAGCGAGGGAGCCAGUGGGAUCAAGUGCUGAAGGAAGCCGAAUUCUUCGGUCUUCAGAUUGACGAAUUCACGACGGCGGUGAAAGACUUUAUCACUGACAGCACGACUAUACGGGAUACCGCUCUAGCAAGCUGCUAUCUUCUCCUUCAGCUCGGCUGUGAACAAGCCCAAGCCCUAGAACCAACUUUCAAUACCUUGUACGAGCUAGGUCAACUUCUUGCAAAUACUCUCGAGCUCCGAUCUCUAUUUGUGCUUAGCGAAGGCAUCGCGCAUGCUCUCGGAGAAGUUAUCAACGGUCUCGUAUCUCUUCUUGGAGAUAUUGCUAUAUUUUAUCAUCAACGAGUCAGCCGUCUCUCCAAGAAUACAGUAAUAAUCGACUUUGACCGUGAGUUUGGACGCCAACUAGAGGAUAUAUGCUCCAAGAGAGAACAGCUCAUCUACACAAUUUGGGCCUACAAGCUUGGGAGUAGCCAUGGCGCAGGUGACGUAGCGUCGCUGCACCGAGAGCUAGGCUCGACCUACACUCACGUCAAGUCAUACAUAUACGGCCGCACCCAAGAAAAGAAACGCCGUGUGGAGGGAACUUGCGAGUGGCUCGAGGAUGACCUCAUCGAGUUUCUCGAAAAGGAUGAAAGCAUCCUUGCUAUCACUGGAAGUGCCGGGUGCGGGAAGAGCAUGCUCGCAUCUUGGGUACGAGAUCAGUUGGAGAGACCUGUUGGCCAUUUGGACCAAAAACAUAGAACUCUCUCUUAUACAUUUACUGUUGAGUAUCCGGAACAUGCAACUUCUGUGGCAUUGUUGAGGAGUCUACUCUCCCAGCUUCUGGAGAUUAGCAUUGGUGAUGUCCGCCUCUUCGAGCAGCUAUCAUCCGUUCUUGCGAAGUUCGAUGGUCAGCACAAUGCGAAGGAAUUCGCCAGCCAACUGUGGACCGUGCUUGACGCCGGCCUAGCAACAGUCAAUAGCAAGGGGGUCAAUCUCACUAUCAUUGUUGACGGGCUCGAUGAGAUCGCUGGCGGGGAUUCGGUUGCGCUCGAGUUAUACAGGCGCAUUCAUCAAAGCGUCAAGAAGCUUCCCAAGAUCCGCGCCGUCACAUUCUCUCGCCCUCUCUCCCAUCUUGGCCAACCUGACUGUAAACACCUAGUUGUUACUCCGGAGCACGUUCAUGACGACAUCCAGCUUUACUUAAUUGACGGCCUUUCUAAACGCAGUGCCUACACAUCUCAAGCGCACGCAAAGCAACAGGAAUUGCUCAGUCAGUUGGUAUCUCGCGCAAGGGGUUCAUUCCUAUUCGCAUACUUAUCACUGCACCUCCUUGAUGCCGGCGUUGAUUUUGAUAUAUUUCACAAGUUGAUCCAUACCAUUAAGCCCGACCCUAGCAAUAAUCAUGACAGUCUUCUCAAGGCACUUCUCCUUAAGAUCAACCUGGAAGAUAUUCACAUCAACCGCCUAUUGACCUUCAUGGUGACUGCUGAGCGCCCGCUGCAGCUAGGAGAAGUAGAAGACCUGUUGAAGGUUGACCUCUCUAAGGGCACCGUGUCAUCAUCCCACAUCAAUGUCAGGAAAGUGAUCUCCGCGACAUGUGGGCUCCUUGUUCUACAUAAGGGUUCCGUCCGAUUCAAGCACUCUGUUGUUCGAAACUAUAUUCGUGGGCUCUGCGGAUCUUCACUUUUAUCCCUCAAAGAUGCUCACAAGCAACUGACGAUGACACUACUGUUAUUUUCUAAACAAGUCCUCACACAGCCGUGCGAGCCGUCAUUCGAUUCUGUAAACAGCACAAUCAUCGACCAAGUCUAUCAAUCCCACCCUAUCGUUCAGUACACUGUCAAAUACUGGAUCAUGCAUUUUCAGCAUUCCUCUCUCAUGAGCACAAAAGGCGACUUGACGGUUUCACCUGAUUUCAAGAGUAUUCUCCCAGAAUCUACCUUCUUCGUCAUGAUGGAAUGGGUCAGCUGGCAAAGCCAAACUACCUCGCAGUCCAUUCAUCGCCACGAGUUGGCUUUAAGAAUUCGCUCUGCCUGUUUUGGCGAGAAGCACCACAGCGUCCUUCAAAGCCUGAUCAUCCUUGGUAUUCUGUACCGGUCUCAAUCAGAAUUAGUCAAAGCUGCCGAGUUUUUCUACCAUGCUUCCAUCAUUGGGCAAACUAUUUUAUAUAAAUUUAGCCCACUGGUAGUUACCUGCACCUCAGUGUUCUUGGCUUGCACCGAAGAGAUUACUUACACCAAACGAACUACGAUCGUCACCUACCGUGAAGAGAUGAUGCGCUUCUAUAUAGAAGUGUGUCAGGGACAGCACGGCGCAAACUCCGACCAGGUCAUUCGAUUAUAUGAGUCGCUAGUUCAGCUCUACCGAAAUAUCCAAGAGGAGCAUAUGGUAGCUGUCAUUCUCAAGGAACUCCAUGAAAUCGUCGUGAUCCGAUUUGGACGUGGGUCUGACCGAGAACGCGGGCUCACUAAGGAGCUGGCUAAAAUGAAGGUUGUCCUCAAGAAAGGAGAUACCAAGGAAGAUAAAGAUCAAUAUGAAGAUCUUCUCUUUGAAGCCAGCGAAGAAAUGGAGCUCACUGAUGAACUACGGUUGACCAUCAUCCUUCGUCUUGCCGAGACCUAUGAGAAUCAGCAUCAAUUCCUCCUCGCGGAGAAGUUGUAUGUUGCUCUCUGGAGCCGCAUCUGUACAGCCUGUCGGCAGAAGACAACUGCCGAACUUCAGAUGGCACAACUCAACAUCGCUCUGAAGUAUGUCGAAUUCUUGCGCCGUCAUAAGCGUGACAGUGAAGCCUGUAACAUUAUGGUUUGUGUCUGGGCCGAAUAUGAGCACCGUUCGUUUGAGUCCAAGGAAAUUGUUCUUCAGCUGAAGAAGCUUUCGGUACUGUUCAGAUCAUUCGGCAUGCUUGUCGUGUCUGUAUCGAUCCUUAAUAGAGCCUGGGGUUGGUUCAAGGAGCAUAAGAUGACUGAGACUGAAGAAGCCGCCGAGACCACGACUAUCAUCACUGAAGUAGUUGAGGAGAUCACAGAGACUACUACCGAAGUCACUACCACAACAACGGAGACCGAGUCCAUUACCCGCGAUGUUUACGAGACGACCUACACGCGAGCUAAGUCCGGAAAGGUGGAUCGCCACUUCUUCAAAGCCUCUUUGGCUCUGGUCAGCCUUCACAUAAAACAGGAAAAAUGGUCUGAGGCCGAAGUCAUUCUUCGACAGUCGCUGGAACUUGUGUGGAAAGGUGUUUUCUCUGUAGACGAGAAGCUUACACUCGAAGGAAGCUACAUAUCUGAGACAGUAGGAACAGCAUCACGUCUUGCUCUUUGCUAUCAUAAGCAGAGGAAGUUCGACAAGGCGGAGCAAAUCUAUGUCCGUGUCUGGAAGACAUGCCUUACUUCAUUGAAGGCUGAAGAUCUUCUUCUCACGGAUAUCACUACUAAGAUCCUCCUGUUCUAUGAGGAGUAUCGGCGGUAUGAGAAGAUCGUCGAGAUCCACACCCAUCUUCUUCAGCACUACCGUAAGCAUCUCGGCGUCACACACAAGCUCACCAUCAACACUCUCUACCACCUGGCAUCCACCUACAACCUUCUUGGGCGCAAAGAGGCAUAUGACUACUAUGCCGAGAUUGUGACAGCCUAUACUCAGAACGGCAUCGUCCACGCCGAGGCCUUCAAUGCCGCGUCUAUUGUGUUGAAGCACUACCGGGAAGAAAGCCGCUGGACGGAACUUCAGAAGCUUUCCGCUACGCUAUGGGAAACCAUUACGAAGCACCACCACGAGCAUAAAGCGUCGGAGGAGUUCAUACAACUUGUGUACGAGCAGUACCGGUACGUCCUCGAGUUCCAUUCGAAGGUGGAGUUUUCGGUUCUCUACAAGAUCACCGUCGAGUACCGCGAGACUGUCAAGAAGGUCUUUGGAGUGUCGGUUGCUAUUUUCCUAACUGCCUCAAUUGCCCUUGCAGAGGUCUGCGAGAAGAGUGAGGAGCAUCAACUCGAGUCGGUUACGCUCUACGAGGAGGUUAUCACGAAGACAAAGACUAUCACAACCUUCACCGAGACCAAGAUCCGCACUCUUAAGAAGCGACUUUCUACCCUCUAUGUCACCGUCAUCACAGGUGGCAAGAAGACUGAGACGAAAACUGUUGAGCGAGCUAUUACUGUGUGCUCUGAGACAUACGAGCACUUCAAGAUUCAAUAUGGAUGGUGGCAUGAGACGACGCUCCUCAAGCUCAAGGAGCUAGUUUUGAUCUACAGCAAACAUAGCUCCGAGAAGUCUCACUCCAUCAUGGUCAGCCUACUGCAAGAAAGUGUCAUUAAGAUCUUAUCCACAGCGACCGUCGCAAUUGAGCUGUACCAAGCCGCGUUGACACUUUCGUCCAUUUACAAGACCGUCAAGCUUGAGCGCGAGGGCCAUGAAUUACUCCGCCAACUUCGCGUGCUGAUCCUCUUCCCGGGCUUCGAUAUUUCCGAGCAGAAGAUCAGCAUCAAGCUCGAAAUGAAGGUCACCAAGGUCUCGCUCAUUUUCCUCAUCGCUCUUGAAGAGGGUCUGUUCCACGCCGACGGGAAGCCGGGCCACAAUCACUUCUCGCAAAUCAUGGCAGACCUUCUCCUCGAGACGCUCCUGUACGAGCAGUACGUCCAGGUGACAACUCACAUGACCGAGAAGACUAGCAUCGAGAUCGUGCUCGAGCACACUGCCCGCCUUCGCAGCCUCUGGGUUGCCCGCGGCCGCACCAGCUUCGUCUCCGUUUUGGAUAAGAAGCUAUUCGCCGUCUUUAUCGAGCGAUACUCCAAGGUCCUCGGUACAUACGCCAACGACCGAAACGCGUCGUACGAUCUAUUCGUCGCCCUCCUCACCGAGAUCGGAGACGGCAGCGCGACCGAACGCACCACGGUCGACUUCGCCAUGGCAACGGUCAAAGCAAUCAACACCAUCGUGCAGAAAUACGCCGUCGAAAGCAAGGAUCUACCCCGCGCCCACGCCGUCGCCAAAUGCGGAUUCCAAUUCGCUAGCGCGCAGCACUUCUACCACAACCGUCGCCGCGGCGUACUAGGCUACAAGCUCGCAGAGCUAUUAGCCGGCCACGGGGUCCCGACCUGGAACACCGCCAACGCGCCACUAAAGGAGUCGAUGCUACUCACCAGCCGCACCGUGCUGCAGACAGUAUUCGCCGCGUUCCGCGAAGCCAACGUCGACUUCGUCAGCUUGCGAUUCGAAGACCUAUCCAGCCUAAUCACCCUCCUCGGCGACCAGAAGAACUACGGCGAGCUCGAGAACCUCCUAACAGCCCUCUGGCGCUCCCGCGAAGUCCAACGCAGCUGGUCCCCCGCCGUGGUCCUGCACAUAGGCCAACUGCUAAUCGACGCGCACGUAUCGGCUUCCCACAUCGACAGCGCGAUCGCACUCGCCGACAUCCUGUAUUACAACGUCCGACAAUCGCGGGGCGGCCUCGACGCGCACGCGCUCACGUACGCGAACAAGUUGUCUGUCCUCCUUACGCGUGCGGGACGGACCCGCGAUGCAGCGCGUGUGCAUGCGGAGGUGUUGCGGGAUUUGGACGAGUCGCGAUCGACGAUGGCACAUAUGGACGUAGGUGAAAAAGAACGGUUGCGUAGCGCGGCGGACGCGCAUUUAGAGGGGUUGCGACGGUGCGGGUGGGGCACGCGGCCUGAGGGAGCGAGGAUGGCGGCGGGGUUGUAUGAGAGGUUGGGGCGGCGGUACGGGGGAUUGAGCGUGCAGGCUGUGGAGAAGUGGGGGGCCGUGGAUGCGAAGAAGGAGCGCGAGGUUAUGUAUUCCGGACCGACGGUUUGGAGUUUGGUGGUGCAGAAGGAGGGGGUUAGGGGAGAUUUAAUUGUUCCUGCUAAGGAGCGUUGGGGGUGGUUUUCUAGGGGGAAGGCGGUGGGGUUGGGGGAGGUUAGUGUUGCGUAGGUACAGUACCUACGUGGAUGACGUCGUUAAUAGGACUGUAAGAUUCUACGAUAGGGGUAAUGAAAAAGGGGACGAGUUAAUGGAUGGGGAGAUGCCGAUACGAGGCAGGUAAUGCGGUAAUGAGGCGGAGGAUAUAUCACUCUUUGGCAUCACGGAUUUCUUUCUGUCGCUUCACUUUGGACAUACUCCUAUUCCCUACCUAUCUGUACUUUCUCUUCUCUCUUGUCGUUUGAGGACUGGUUCCUACAUGUACCUAACUACCUACUAUCAACGGAUACUCCAAAAUUUCAUAGCAAUAGUUUCAAGAUUCAUUUCAGACUUUAGGUCAGUUCAAUACGAGUAAGGUGAUGUUGUUUUUUCA
This is a messenger RNA of Annulohypoxylon maeteangense, 7177 nucleotides long. RefSeq lists its product as uncharacterized. Gene Ontology annotation, molecular function: ATP hydrolysis activity; protein binding. The transcript has 5 exons. NCBI's taxonomy places the organism in Eukaryota, Fungi, Ascomycota, Sordariomycetes, Xylariales, Hypoxylaceae. Bases 520 to 6816 code for a protein of 2098 amino acids. The record is from RefSeq and is a predicted model, not a curated record.